Phytophthora nicotianae INRA-310 is the source of this 2147-nucleotide messenger RNA. RefSeq lists its product as hypothetical. Gene Ontology annotation, biological process: regulation of DNA-templated transcription. Gene Ontology annotation, molecular function: protein binding; DNA-binding transcription factor activity. The record is from RefSeq and is a predicted model, not a curated record. The transcript has 2 exons. The coding region runs from base 212 to 1222 and encodes 336 amino acids. NCBI's taxonomy places the organism in Eukaryota, Oomycota, Peronosporomycetes, Peronosporales, Peronosporaceae.
CGCUACUUCUAUCCAGCACUCCCAUACCAGAGACAUCCCUCGCAAUCGUGCACGCGUUCCCGCCUCGUCGAGUUGCAGGGCUCGCUACUUGUACUCCAUUGCAGACCAAGAGGAAGGGGAGGGACCACCUGCCAACCCAGAGGAGAAUCUGCGCUGUAGCCGCUCUCCCAUCCACCCAAGCUCUCGCUCUGCUAGCCGACGGACAAACGCAAUGGAUUUCACGCCGAAUGACAAUGAUGUGGACAUGAUGCACGAUGACUCGAUGCUCAACGCCAAUCUGGCAGCUCAGUACGGUCACCCGCAACAGGGACAGCGUCUUCCGCCCCACCCGGGUAUCCCGGGCAUGAACGCCGAUCCUCAGGCGGUCUUCCCUGGUGUCUACGUGCCUGGUUUGAACCCUAUGGACCAACCUCAGCAGGGUGAUGCCAUGGAGGAAUACGCUCGCCUUAUGGGUAUCAAGGUGGAGAACGACGAUCCAAACGUCAACGCCAACGCCUUCAAUAUGGCCGGUCCCAACAACGAUAUGUCCAAGAUCCAGGCCAAUGCCGCCUACUUCGAGAACCUCAUCAACCGCGACCGCAACGACGGCAUGGAUGACGGUAACAACGUCACGUCCAUGACGUUGCCUGCGGGUAUUGGAGGCGGCAUGAACGGCUUCAUGGGUGCACCCAUGCCACCUGCGCCCCCCAUGUACAACCCCAACACGGAGCUGGCGUUCCAGGACGGAGGCUCUCGACUGUACGAUCCGUCGUCUGGUUUCCCUGGACAGACUCCGCCUCUGCCCUUCCACAAGGGCCCGCAGGUGCGGCCCGGUAUGCUUCCACCCGAUAUGGUCGGGUCGCAAACGUUGCCGCCCGAGAUCAUCUCGGCUAUGAUCAAGAACAAUCCGACGCAUAACUUUGAGAACCUAAGCGAGGACGAGAAACAGGCCUUGAUCAAAGAGGAAAAGUCGAGAGAACGCAACCGUGACCACUCGCGUAAGUCGCGUCUGCGCAAGAAAGAGUUCGUCGAGUCGCUCAAGCACGAGGUCGGACAGCUGCAAGUGUACCAGCAAAUCUGUGAGCAGUGCAUGGAUUGCAUCGCUCUAGUGGCGGCGGAGGCCUCGGCAGUGUUCCUCUUCUCGAGCGCCGCCUAUACGCGCGUUCUUGGAUACCAGAACCACCAGAUUGUGCCCGGUCAGACGAGCUUCCUGGACAUGGUGCACCCGGUGAGUCGGUUAUGAUGUUCGUAUGAUUGUGUUAUAACCGACAUUGCUAAUUAUUUUGUGUAUUUUUUGUGGCGAAUAGGAUAAUGUGCAGGAAGUUCGUGCGGUGUUCACGAAGCUCAACACGCUGGGCGAGACUCAUAGAUUUAAAUUCCGAAUAAAAUCAACGGACGGCGAGUACUUCAACGCGGAGACGACGGCUCGCCUGGCGGAGAAGGGAGUGGUGUGCUCGACACGCGUGGACCGCGACAUCUAAAGCGCGAGCUCGAUGCAGCAGCCUCCACAACGAAGGCGAUGACAGGGCGAUUAGGACAGGUCCAUCGCAGACAGGCUCUGCUUGGCAAACUGCAAUGUGUACGAAGAGCGAACAGGUGGCACCGUCUUAGGAACCAAACAGCAGACAACCUAUAUUUUAAUUAUGUGGUUGACGACAAAAGCGCGGAAAAGCCCGACGAGAGGAACUAGCAUCGAGAAAUACUCGACCCAGAGCAAUGGACGUUAAAUAUACAGACCGCGUUUGAUGGCCGCCACUGUGGAGUCCAAUGUGGACCAUUCGAAGAGCGAUGAUGAUUCAGAGGAAGCUAUGACUCGCUGAUUCAGCCUGCGUCACGUUGGCGUGGCGGUCCUCAACUACAAAUGAGCUGUGCUCGCACUGCAACGUAGUACUUCAGUAGAUCCAUAAUUGUCCUGCUUGCCUAAAAGCGAGUAACUUCCAGUUAUUCCAAGCCUUCGAAUCGAUGGGCUGGUGGAAUAGAGCGCCGCCGUGAAGUUGUCUCGGAUAUGAGUGAAACAAGCCAACGCAGCGUUUUUUCGAGCUACAUCUCGCACUUCCAAAGACGCGAGUUAGAGAGCAGUUCAUUUCUAGCAGUUAUAUCUCAGAUGUGGAUUGACAAAAAUCCUCUUCAAUCCGAUCAAAAAAGAAAUUUUGUUAUAGUCCCGUCAA